This is a messenger RNA of Scaptodrosophila lebanonensis, 1467 nucleotides long. Its product is annotated as putative fatty acyl-CoA reductase CG5065. Gene Ontology annotation, biological process: long-chain fatty-acyl-CoA metabolic process. Gene Ontology annotation, cellular component: peroxisome. Gene Ontology annotation, molecular function: alcohol-forming very long-chain fatty acyl-CoA reductase (NADP+) activity. The annotation marks the transcript as partial. The record is from RefSeq and is a predicted model, not a curated record. The transcript is spliced from 8 exons. NCBI's taxonomy places the organism in Eukaryota, Metazoa, Arthropoda, Insecta, Diptera, Drosophilidae.
AGAUUUCAAAUUGCUGAGAUGGAACAAAAGCCGAAUAUCUACGACGAUGCUGUGGUGUUUAUAACAGGCGCCACAGGUUUUGUGGGCAAGGCAUUGCUGGAGAAAUUGCUCUGGAGUUUUCCACAAAUUAAUCGCAUUUAUAUGCUCAUACGGCCCAAGGCGGGUAUUGGCGUUCGGGAGCGUUUCGAAAGCUUUCUGCUGAAUGGCAUAUUCGAGCGUUUGCGAGCAAGUUAUCCGGAACGGCUAAAUAAAAUUUCCUACCUUGCGGGUAACAUAGAGGAUGACAACUUUGGUUUAAAUGAGCUGGACAGAGCUGAGCUAUGUGCUGAGGUGAACAUUAUUUUCCACAGCGCGGCAACGGUGCGUUUUAAUGAGUGCUUGAAAGUGGCAGCGCGCGUCAAUUCCGUGGCUACUUACAAUUUGCUGGAGCUCUGCAAACAAAUGACGCGCUUAAAGAGCUUCCUGUAUGUGUCGACUGCGUAUUGCAAUCCAGGUCGUAAAUAUGUCGACGAGCGCAUUUAUCCCACACUGCCGCCUGUAAAUUGGAUGCAAUUUUUGACCUGCACUCGCAAAAUACCCGACGAUUACUUAAAUCGUUUGGCCGACUAUAUUACGGGUCCGCAUGUGAACACCUACACGUUUACCAAAUCCAUAGCCGAACAGAUUGUGAACGCCUACAAGGAUCUGCUGCCCAUAGUCAUUGUGCGUCCCUCGAUUGUGACAGCAGCCUAUCGGGAGCCGUAUCCCGGUUGGAUUGACAAUAUACAGGCGAUUAGUGGCAUUAUGAUGGAAAUCGGCAAAGGUGGCAUCAGCAGUAUUUUGGGCGACGGCCGCUUAAUAUGUGAUAUAAUCCCCGUCGAUUUUGUUGUGAAUGCCAUGAUCAUGAUGGCCCAAAAGGCUGUGGUGGGCCGCAUUAGCAUUUGUAAUGCCACUUCGGGCGUGACAAAUCCCAUUAGCUGGCAACGUUUGGGCAAUCUGACUAUGAAAUGGUCGCGUAUCUAUCCCACAAAGCGUAUGAUUAUGUUUCCCAAUUUCAAAUAUCGUCGAGGUGCUCUGAGACACGAGUUGGCGGUUUGGAUGCUACAUUUUGGGCCUGCGAUUUUGAUGGACCUGCGAACGUUGCUUUUGGGCCAGAAGAAACGUUUGGUGACCCCGAUCGCCAAGAAAUUUCGACAGGCAUGUCUAGCAGGAAGCUUUUUCUCGCUGAACGAAUGGAUAUUCCAGAACAGCAGUCGCUACUACUUUCAAGAGCUCAUUGAGAAUGGCACCUUUCCCAUGCUGUACUGGAAUUUGGAUGAGCUUAACUACGAUGACUAUGUGCGGCGUCACAUGAUCGGCAUUAACAAAUAUUUGCAUCGUGAAAACUUUAAUGUGGAUGCAAAUAAAAUCCAAGUGACAAAAACCUACUGGCUUUGGAUAUUCCUGCACCUAAUUUCCUAUAUGCUGCUGAUUUAUGUGCUGAUUUAG